AUGUUGCUUAUUUUACAAAAUACCUUGGAAAAUCCCUCUCAACGUACAAUCUGCACAUUGGGGGAAUUGCUUGGCGACAAGCUUGUUUAUGUUGCUUUGCUUGCUUCCUGUUUAAUAAUUUUUUCUGUAUUGUGUAAUCUAAUGGUCUGGAUCAAAUUGAAGUGGGAUAUGAGGAAGAGCAAUAUCGGAAGUUGGAAUUAA
Messenger RNA from Meloidogyne enterolobii, 201 nucleotides. NCBI's taxonomy places the organism in Eukaryota, Metazoa, Nematoda, Chromadorea, Rhabditida, Meloidogynidae. The record is from the annotation of a GenBank genome assembly.